GAGCUGGUCGACAACGUCGUGGAGGAGGUAGACGAGAUCGCGACUCUGGCCGCCAGGUGUCCGUCCUUACGGCGGCUAGACUUGCGAGAGAAUCCGGUCGCCUCGGAGCCCGGGUACGCGAAGGCGGUGAAAAAACACCUCGCGGAGUUGGUCUGGCACAACAACCAGUCCCACAAGAGGCACGUGGCAGUCGGCCGGGACAAGAUCGCAUAUGGCAGUUUGGACGCCGAGGUCGUUGCCGUUGAUGGCCUUUACAAGAACGAGGGCUGCUCGUGCCUGGAAGGCAACCCCUGCCUCGUUCCCGAGACCUGCGUCGACUGGGCCAACCGCGAGGCC
Molecule: messenger RNA, 336 nt
Organism: Prorocentrum cordatum
Lineage: Eukaryota; Dinophyceae; Prorocentrales; Prorocentraceae
Source: the annotation of a GenBank genome assembly